UUCCGUCGCGCUUCUAGGAGGUGCCAAGAUGGACGCUCCGCGGGCCCGGGAGCAGCUCCGGCGGCGAUACCUUUUCCCGCCGGACACCGAGGCCCCGCUGGACAGCGAGGGCUACGCCGGGCCGGAAGCCUCUACAGCUGUUGAAAAAAAGGAGAAACCUCUUCCAAGACUUAAUAUCCAUUCUGGAUUCUGGAUUUUGGCAUCCAUUGUUGUGACCUACUACGUUGAUUUCUUUAAAACCAUUAAAGAAAACUUUCACACUAGUAGUUGGUUUGUUGUUGGUGGUGCCCUGCUGCUCCUCAGCCUGUCGAUUGCAUGUUACUGCAUCCUCUACCUGGAGUGGUGUCGUGGAAUUGAAGAUUAUGACGUCAAGUACCCCACCUUGAUACCCAUUACAACCGCUACUUUUAUUGCGGCCGGGAUUUGCUUCAACGUUGCUCUGUGGCACGUGUGGUCCUUCCUCACCCCGCUGGUGUUGUUUACUCAGUUCAUGGGGGUUGUGAUGCUCAUCUCACUCCUUGGAUGAUUUCUAAAGGU
Odobenus rosmarus divergens (Pacific walrus) is the source of this 537-nucleotide messenger RNA. It is a transcript of the gene TMEM128, whose product is annotated as transmembrane protein 128. Bases 29 to 526 code for a protein of 165 amino acids. NCBI's taxonomy places the organism in Eukaryota, Metazoa, Chordata, Mammalia, Carnivora, Odobenidae. The record is from RefSeq and is a predicted model, not a curated record. The transcript is spliced from 4 exons.